Macadamia integrifolia is the source of this 1987-nucleotide messenger RNA. Its product is annotated as double-stranded RNA-binding protein 2-like. The coding region runs from base 566 to 1765 and encodes 399 amino acids. Lineage: Eukaryota; Viridiplantae; Streptophyta; Magnoliopsida; Proteales; Proteaceae. The record is from RefSeq and is a predicted model, not a curated record. Gene Ontology annotation, molecular function: double-stranded RNA binding. The transcript is spliced from 3 exons.
UCUUGUGGGAAUUGAUACGGUAUCCAUCUUCUACGCGAUGGAGGUAAAACUGUAGAAGGGUUUCGAUCCAAGAAUCCUCUUCUUUGCUUUUUGAAGAUUCGGGAUUAUGGGGUAUCUGAUCGAGGUGAAGGGGAGCUUGGCUGAGGAUCUAUUGAGUACCGUAUCAAAACCCUAACGGGAAAAUCAUAAACUAAUAAAGGAAAAGUAACGCCACUAGAAAAUCUCUCCCCCUGUCUGGAAGCUGCAAAGUGCAGAUCGUCUCCACUCUCUCUCUCUCUCUCUCUCUCUCUCUGCUAUACUAUCUGUGGCUAGAGGAGGAGGAUUCAAAACCCUAAAAAAUCUCCUGAUUUUCCCUGGGGAAAAUUCGUUCUUCCUCGCCAAUCCGCCGAGAAGCCCUAGUUUUUGCUGCAUUUGGAGCUCUGAAACCGUCGAUCGGAUCUGCGCACUCUGGAACGGUUCCGCCAUGGGGCUUCCGGGCUUCCCGGUCGAUCUUAAGCUGGUUCAGAGAGUAGACCAGUAGAGUGAGUAAAACUAAAGAGAGAGGAGGAAGAGAGGGGAAUACAAGAUGUAUAAGAAUCAGCUUCAGGAGCUAGCGCAGAGGAGCUGCUUUAACCUUCCGUCAUAUACUUGCAUAAGGGAAGGACCCGAUCACGCACCGAGAUUUAAGGCUACCGUUAACUUUAACGGCGAGAUCUUUGAGAGCCCCAACUAUUGUACGACCUUAAGGCAAGCUGAGCACUCGGCAGCCGAGGUAGCGCUCAAUUCGCUUUCCAACAGAGGUCCCUCACAUUCGCUUGCGGCCAGGAUCCUGGAUGAGACUGGGGUCUACAAAAACCUCUUACAGGAGAUUGCACAAAGAGUUGGAGCACCUCUGCCUCAAUACACAACUUAUCGGUCGGGUCUCGGGCACCUACCUGUCUUUACUUGCAUUGUGGAGCUGGAUCGGAUUACUUUCACUGGUGAACCUGCCAAGAACAAGAAACAAGCUGAAAAGAAUGCAGCCAUGGCAGCAUGGUCGUCUCUAAAACAAUUGGCACAGCAAUCUGCAAGUUCAUCCUCAGAGACAGAGAACAAUGAUGAGCAGGAGCAGAUCACUAUAGCUCGGGCACUACUAAACUAUCGACUGAAGGAAAAGGUCGGAAUGGCAAACUUGCCUGAUGCUCCAGUUCCAUUCUCAAAGAAAUUCCCAAUGCAAAACCUGAGACCAUCAAGUACACAGCCUCCCCCUGUUACGACCUCAAAAAUCCUCCCAUUAAUCCGCAUGAAGACAGCUCCAAGGACCAGACCGGUAUCCUCAACACCAAAUGAAAGCUCCCAACAAUCACAGUUCUUGCCACCUGAAAACCGUGGUGUUCGGCCCCAGAAAUUCCCCACAGCAGGAGCAGCACCAUACAUCCCUGCCAGGCAUUUCAGGCCAAUGUACCAUGGGAUUGCACCACCAGUGACAAUAAGGACCUCAGUACCAGUUUUCUCCGCCCCACCAGUACCCCCACCGCCAACUCGUCCUCAGGUGAUGGGAGCACCGCCAACUCAUGUUGCUCCACCAGUCUGCAUCAGGCAAGCAGUGCCAGUGUUUGCUGCUCCACCCCUUCGUAAAGAGGAACUGCCAGCUCCAGUCCUUUGUAAGGAGGAGCUGCCAUCUAUGAAGGUUUCUUCCUUGCCAUCCAAAUCCUCAGUUCAGAUAGAGGACACUGGGAGCAUGACAACUGGGAAUGACCUGCAAGAAUCUGUUGCUACAGAAGGCAUGAAACAGCUCAAAAUUUGAUUUUGGUAGGGGAGGAUUUGAAUCUGGAGGAAACUGUUUCUGACUUUGCAUUGGGUUUUUGGUUGGUUUUCUAAUCUUUACACCUUACGAGUGUUUUUACUACAUUGUCUUUAGAUGCAUUGGCAUUUGACUCAGGCAAUCUCAAGUUUUGACGAUGUGGCUAUGCGAUAGCAAUUUGUAUUAAUGGGGAAAUGAUCCUCCCAGUCCGCCUAUUUGUGCUCA